Molecule: messenger RNA, 5333 nt
Organism: Odontomachus brunneus
Lineage: Eukaryota; Metazoa; Arthropoda; Insecta; Hymenoptera; Formicidae
Gene: Ire1
Product: serine/threonine-protein kinase/endoribonuclease IRE1
Exons: 13
Coding region: 541-3438 (965 amino acids)
Biological process (GO): protein phosphorylation; mRNA processing; intrinsic apoptotic signaling pathway in response to endoplasmic reticulum stress
Cellular component (GO): IRE1-TRAF2-ASK1 complex
Molecular function (GO): protein serine/threonine kinase activity; RNA endonuclease activity; ATP binding
Source: RefSeq, a predicted model, not a curated record
AGUUAUUGCAGCAGUGCAGCUGAAAAGAACAGACUGUUUAAUAUGGACAUCUGUGAUUGUACUUGAGACACGUGUCCAUAUAAAAUAUUUGCCAAAAUGUGCGUGUCAUCUUUUAGGUUUCCGGUUGUAUUUCCAGUAAUUAGAAUUUACAGAGACUGAAAAAUUCACGAUAAUAAGAAUAGAUGGAUUGUUAUGAUGACCAUUUUGACUUUGAAUAUACGUAAUUGGUGUAAUAACGCAGCAACACAGGAGAUAAAUCAAACUUGUUUUUUGACGUAAUCUUUACUGUUUUAAGAGAUUUCUCGAUGUACUGUAUUUCGCUCACCAACCGAGUUACAAGAUAACGAAAUGUUAUUAUUAAACUUACACUGAAAGGAUACCUUUCAUAUUUUAUUUUAAUUGUACUUAAAAAAAAAUUAUGUGAUGACUAUGUAAUUAUAUAUCUACAGAAAAUACAAUUUAUACAGCAUUAGUCAAUAAUACAGCAUUCAUGGCAACAAUACAGAUUGCAUCACAGUGACUCAUUACAUUGUAAUAAAAAUGAGAAGAAUAAUUGAGCCAAAAAUAUUUGUUAUCCUGCUGAUACUGCGACUCUGUGUAGGACAGCAGGUAACAGAUAAUUCUAAUACUGAACUAGUAGUGGAACAAGAUGAUACUCUUGUUUUGUUUUCUACACUCAGAGGAUCUCUUGUAGGAGUUAGUCAACGAUCAGGAGAAAUACGAUGGCAACAGGACAAUGAGCCAGUAGUUAAAGUGCCUAUUGGGGAUAUAUCAGAGAAUAAAAUGCGAAUGUUUCUACCAGACCCCAGAGAUGGUACACUUUAUUUAUUUGGUAGAGAUUCAGAAGCAUUAAAAAAACUGCCAUUAACCAUUCCCCAGCUGGUGGCUAAUAGCCCUUGCAAAAGUAGUGAUGGCAUGUUGUACACUGGUAGAAAAAUUGAUACUUGGUUUAGCAUUGAUCCAACAACUGGUGAAAGGGAGCAACUUUUGAGCUUUAAUGACGUCAAAAAUACUUGUCCUUUAAAAAUACAGAAUGCUAUUUUUGUCGGUCGUACAGAAUAUAAUAUUAUUAUGGUUGAUAGUAAGCAUAAAGAUAGAAAAUGGAAUGUGACAUUCUAUGAUUAUUCUGCUGAAAAAAUGGAACCUGAUGUUGCCGACAAUUACGAUUUGUUACAUUUUACCACAAGCUCAACAGGUCGCGUUGUGACACUGGAUAAGAGAUUAGGCAUAGUUCUUUGGGAAUUGGAUCUCAAAAGUCCGAUAAUAGCGAUGUACACCCUAACUGAAGACGGAUUGCUGACAGUUCCUUUUACAAGUAUUGCUGAAGGAACAUUGGAUUCAUUAUUGGAAAGACUCGCGACAAAAUCAACUGAUAUUCAGCUGUUUAAAACUUUAUACGUUGGCCAACAUCGAUAUGGUUUCUAUGCUUUACCAUCGCUCGUUGACACGGACACGACAACGAUAUCAAGCAAUAUUGAACAUUUGCUUCUGGAAGGUCCAUUACUAACUUCGCAUCUUGAUGCAGAUGACAGUGAAGUACCAUUGCCAGGAAAUCACGUUUUUAUUUCUAACAUCGAUGUAGCUAAUGAUUAUCAAAGCUUCAAACGCACCAAAAAUAUUAUUAUGUUAGAUCAUUAUAAGGUACAUGCGGAAUAUAAAGCACAAAAUCAGCCUCUUCAAAUAACCGGGCGAUCUGACCCGAUAAUCGAGUCUUCGACAUUGAAUAUUACCGGUACAAAUCUAUCAAUCGCCAUGCAAACAGAUAUGCCUAACGAUACAGUCCAGUCAGAAAGCAAGCAAAAUUGGCAAAUGGUUAUAUCAAAAACUUACAGCGCUAGCAAAAUAUGGUUAAAUCAGCAAGAGGAUAAGGGUUUAAAGUUAACCAUGAUUAUACUCAUAGGAUGUGUUAUCAUAAUGUUUUGGUAUAUAAAUACUCAGAUUAAGGGCGUUCAACAAUUAUCACAGGGUUCGCGCGAAAAUAGUCGCACGAGUUAUUUUAAUAAAGAUAGCUUGACUAUUAUACCGGAAGAUAUUGGAGAGGGUUUAGUGAGAGUAGGAAAGAUUACAUUUGACACGAGACAAGUCUUAGGCAAAGGAUGCGAAGGAACAUUUGUGUACAAAGGUGAAUUUGAUGGUCGUGCUGUGGCUGUGAAACGUCUGCUGCCGGAUUGUUUUAUGUUUGCUGACCGAGAGGUGGCCUUGCUGAGGGAAUCAGAUGCACACGCAAAUGUAGUUAGGUACUUUUGUACUGAACAGGAUCGUAUGUUCAGAUACAUCGCUUUGGAGCUUGCUGAAGCUACGUUACAAGAUUACGUAGCAGGCAAAUACAAUAGGGAGAAGAUAUCUGUAAAGAAUAUCUUAUAUCAGGCAACAUUCGGGUUGGCGCACUUGCAUUCUUUGGAUAUCGUCCACAGAGAUAUUAAGCCUCACAAUGUGCUUCUUUCCGUUCCUGGACCACGAGGUGAAGUACGUGCGAUGAUAUCGGAUUUCGGUUUAUGCAAAAAACUUCAACUGGGUCGCGUAUCAUUUUCGCGAAGAUCUGGCGUUACUGGAACGGACGGCUGGAUAGCACCGGAAAUACUUGGAGAUAAUGAAGAAAGUGCGACAUGUGCGGUUGACAUCUUCUCGCUCGGUUGUGUUUUUUAUUAUGUUCUCUCCGAUGGUAAACAUCCUUUUGGUGAUCCUCUACGAAGGCAAGCCAACAUCAUCUGUGGCGAAAGCAAUUUGAUAACACUUCAGACCAUGUCUGCAAAUGACAGAGAAUUAGCGCUACUGCUCAUCAAGAUGAUGAUUUGCAACAAUCCUUCCAACAGGCCACCAGCUUUGGCGAUUUGUAAUUAUCCGAUUUUUUGGAGUUCGUUAAAGAUUCUGAGUUUUUUCCAGGAUGUCAGCGAUCGAGUGGAAAAAGAUCAAUUAGACAGCCCAGCCUUAAUAGCCUUGGAAAGUUGUGGCGAACGUGUGAUAGAAAAUGAUUGGAUAUCGUACAUAGAUGUGGAAGUUGCAUCGGAUCUACGGAAAUAUAGAAGCUACAGUGGCGAUAGUAUGAGGGAUCUGCUCAGGGCUUUGCGGAAUAAGAAACAUCAUUAUCGAGAAUUAAGCCCGAAAGCACAGGAGAGUCUCGGCGAAAUUCCUGAUCAGUUCACGGAAUACUGGCUAUCCAGAUUUCCGAACUUAUUGUGUCAUGUGUGGUGCGCGAUGCAGAAUUUCCGAGACGAAUCGAACCUUAAACGUUAUUAUCAUUUAGAAUAUACUUUUUCGUGCGGAUGUGAAGGACAACAAAGAGCUAUACGAAUAGCUCGAGUGAAAAACAUGCUAUCGACAUCAACGAGGAGGAUUAAUUCAAGCACCAAUCCAACAAGAUAUCGCGGUCAAAAGAAGAAGCAAGAAAGAAAAAAGCAGGAGGAGUCGACACCUUGCUUAAUGCCGCCGGCAAAUUAAGUUAUUUUAUAUAAAAUAGUUAUCAAUGCAAAUGAAGAGAAGAAAGAUGUGUUUGCGCAAGUACAUUUGAACUGAACUAUAAUGAAAUUUGGGUUUAUGAUUAAAUCUCGAUUUAAUAUCAAUAAGACAUCCAGUAACAUAAAAGUUCUUCUAUAUUGGUCGCAAUGUUAGUUGCAACAAUCGUGACAAUGAUGAUCGUAAAUUCAUAGCGUAAACUUGUUGAUUUUGGCUAUAUUAUGAUAUCCAUUGUCAGUAAUGAAAAUCUAUAGUUUAUGUUUAUGUAUAGUACAUAAACAUAAACUAUGUAUAGUACAUAAACAUAUACUAAUAUAGUUACGUAUACUAAUAUGUACACUAAUAUAGAUUUUCAAUACUAGGAAUGAAUAUCAGAACAGCCUUUGUUGAUACAGCUAAUCAAUGUAUAAUCGAUUUGUAGAACGAUUUAGACAUAAUAAAAUCAAAAGUUUACGAAACUGUCAAAAUUAAGAGUCAUUAUCAACAAGGUUACACAGUAAUAAUUAAUUAAUAAUAAUAUAAUUUCUGCACAAGCUUAUCGGAGUAUGACUUAAUUUUGAUAGUGGUGAGAUCUUACAAUGCUAGCCAAGUUCACGCUCUGAAUUUGUGGUCACUGUUUGCGACAAAUAUUGCAACUGCCAUUGCAGCCAAUGUAAAAAGGCCUUAAGGGAUCAUUCUUGAUUCCUCAAGCGUUAUGAUAUUUAUAUUAUGUAGUUCAAAGCUCGGGACGCGUUGCACAUUUCGGUCGAUUUUCAACUUGCUCCGUCUAGCGCUAUUUCCCUUAUCUUAUCGUCUUACACGCAACUUACAAGUUACUCGAGACUUAGAAACAUAUGAGUUAUAUUUGUUUCCAAUAGUAAAAAAUUAUUAAAAAUAUAUAUUUACAAAUCAUACGUUCUUGAAUCUGAAACGGCUUGUAAGUUGAACGGGAUGAUGAAGUAAGAAAAAUAGCACUAAGCAAAGUAAGUCGAAAAUUGGCCAAAAUUUGCAAUGCGUGUUAAGCUCUGAUGUAGCUUCUCCCAGAUAUAAAUGUAAUUUUGAUCUUUAGUGUGUGUUUUUAGGUCCUAUUUAAACUUUUUUUCUUUCAAAUGAGCAAAGAAAUUUGUUUUAUUGAAUUUUUUAUCUUUAAAUUUUAAUAAAUUUAAAGGUAAAGUUUCCUUAUUUCUUAAACAAAUUGAGCUUUAAAAGGACAUUAUUUUAUCUGAAUAUGAAUUGGAAAUAGUAAACAUUAAUGAUAUUUGGAUCAAAAAAUGUAUCUGUGAUCUUUCAUUCAUUUACUUAACUCACUCAUUCAUACAUAUACGCGCGUGUGUAUGUUACACGUACUUUUUAUAUUCUAUAUCGAGACAGAGAGAGAGAGAAAGAGAGAGAGGGAGAGAGAGACGUCUGUAAAUAAUUAAUUAAUUACUGAAAGCAAAUUCAGAAAUUUUGACAAUAUCUAAGAAUGUAUGGACAUAAUGCAAGAUUAUUCUUCUUAGAAUAGUCUUGCGAAAACUCUGGAACUCAGAAAUAUUUGGCGAUUUGCAUUUUAUCAACGUAUAAAAGAUUAUUUAUAUGCGAUGCUUGUGAAAAUAUAUAGUGCGAUCUCAUAUAUUAGAAUAAAGCAAUUAAAAUAUAAACGUAAGGGGACCAUUUUUAAGCGAUAUAGACAGAAUAUAUAUUAAUAAUUGGUUAUAUAUUAUAUCAAUAAUUAAUGCGGACAAUGUUUUAUGUUGAUAAUUAUAAAAUUAUUUGCGCAGGAUAAUGUGUGCGUGUGCGUGCGUGCGUGUGCGUGCAUAUGUGUGAUUCAUUAAUAUAGACUAUUAAUGAAUUAAUGUUAAGCAUUCAGUAGCAGGUAGAUUGAGUCAAGUUGAAUAAGAAAUCCUUUACCAUUUUGCAAA